Camellia sinensis is the source of this 423-nucleotide messenger RNA. The record is from RefSeq and is a predicted model, not a curated record. Lineage: Eukaryota; Viridiplantae; Streptophyta; Magnoliopsida; Ericales; Theaceae.
AUGAAAGGACAUAUGAGGUUUGGCAAGAAGGGAAAACUAACCCCUCGUUACAUUGGACCAUUUCAGAUCCUUGAAAGGUUGGGUCAUGUAGCUUAUCGUAUUACCUUGCCACCGAGAAUGGAACAAGUGCAUAAUGUCUUCCAUGUAUCCAUGCUUCGUGGAUAUCUUAGAUACCCGUUCCAUGUGAUUGAUCACCAUCGGAUUGCUUUAGACGAGAAUAUGAUGUAUGAAGAAUGGCCCGUGCAAAUCAUUGAUCGGCAAGUGAAGCAAUUGAGAAACAAAACUAUCCCUAUAGUGAAAAUUGGAUGGAAUGAACAUUAUGGGAAGGAAGCCACUUGGGAGAAAGAGGAAGAGAUACGGCAACGGUAUUCGCAUUUGUUUCCAUCUAAAGGUAACUUAAGUUUGGAGAACCAAACUUUCUAA